Molecule: messenger RNA, 4081 nt
Organism: Dipodomys ordii (Ord's kangaroo rat)
Lineage: Eukaryota; Metazoa; Chordata; Mammalia; Rodentia; Heteromyidae
Gene: Fmr1
Product: fragile X mental retardation 1
Exons: 16
Coding region: 85-1869 (594 amino acids)
Biological process (GO): regulation of filopodium assembly; central nervous system development; regulation of modification of synaptic structure
Cellular component (GO): growth cone; dendritic spine neck; neuronal ribonucleoprotein granule
Molecular function (GO): translation regulator activity; protein homodimerization activity; mRNA 3'-UTR binding
Source: RefSeq, a predicted model, not a curated record
CGGCAGCGACAGCGGCAGGGCCUCGAGCGCCCACAGCCCACCUCUCGGGGGCGGGCUCCCGGCGUGAGCAGGGCUGACGAGAAGAUGGAGGAGCUGGUGGUGGAAGUGCGGGGCUCCAAUGGCGCUUUCUAUAAGGCAUUUGUAAAGGAUGUCCAUGAAGAUUCAAUAACAGUCGCAUUUGAAAACAACUGGCAGCCAGAGAGGCAGAUCCCAUUCCAUGAUGUGAGAUUCCCACCACCUGUAGGUUAUAAUAAAGAUAUAAAUGAAAGUGAUGAAGUUGAGGUUUAUUCCAGAGCAAAUGAAAAGGAGCCUUGCUGUUGGUGGUUAGCCAAAGUGAGGAUGAUAAAGGGUGAGUUUUAUGUGAUAGAAUAUGCAGCCUGUGAUGCUACAUACAAUGAAAUUGUCACAAUUGAGCGCCUAAGAUCUGUGAAUCCCAACAAACCUGCUACUAAGGAUACUUUUCAUAAAAUCAAGCUGGAAGUACCAGAAGACUUACGGCAAAUGUGUGCUAAAGAAUCUGCACAUAAAGACUUUAAAAAGGCAGUUGGUGCCUUUUCUGUAUCUUAUGACCCAGAAACUUAUCAGCUUGUCAUUUUGUCCAUCAAUGAAGUCACCUCAAAGCGAGCACAUAUGCUGAUUGACAUGCACUUUCGGAGUCUCCGCACUAAAUUAUCGCUGAUCCUGAGAAAUGAAGAGGCCAGUAAGCAACUGGAGAGUUCAAGGCAGCUUGCCUCAAGGUUUCAUGAACAGUUUAUCGUUCGAGAAGAUCUGAUGGGUCUAGCUAUUGGUACUCAUGGUGCUAAUAUCCAGCAAGCUAGAAAAGUACCUGGAGUCACUGCUAUUGAUCUAGAUGAAGACACCUGCACAUUUCAUAUUUAUGGAGAGGAUCAGGAUGCAGUAAAAAAGGCUAGAAGCUUUCUUGAAUUUGCUGAAGAUGUAAUACAAGUUCCAAGGAAUUUAGUAGGUAAAGUAAUAGGAAAAAAUGGAAAACUGAUUCAGGAAAUUGUGGACAAAUCAGGAGUUGUGAGGGUGAGGAUUGAGGCUGAAAAUGAGAAAAAUGUCCCUCAAGAAGAGGAAAUAAUGCCACCAAAUUCCCUACCUUCCAAUAAUUCAAGGGUUGGACCUAAUUCCUCUGAAGAAAAAAAACAUUUAGAUUUAAAGGAAAAUAGUGCCCAUUUUUCUCAGCCUAAUAGCACAAAAGUACAGAGGGGCAUGGUACCAUUUGUUUUUGUGGGAACAAAAGACAGCAUCGCUAAUGCUACUGUCCUUUUGGAUUAUCAUCUGAACUACUUAAAGGAAGUAGACCAGUUGCGUUUGGAGAGAUUACAAAUUGAUGAGCAGUUGCGACAGAUUGGAGCUAGUUCUAGACCACCACCAAAUCGUACAGAUAAGGAAAAAGGCUAUGUGACUGAUGAUGGUCAAGGAAUGGGUCGAGGUAGUAGACCUUACAGAAAUAGGGGGCACGGCAGACGCGGUCCUGGAUAUACUUCAGGAACUAAUUCUGAAGCAUCAAAUGCUUCUGAAACAGAAUCUGACCACAGAGACGAACUCAGUGAUUGGUCAUUAGCUCCAACAGAGGAAGAGAGGGAGAGCUUCCUGCGCAGAGGAGACGGACGGCGGCGUGGAGGGGGAGGAAGAGGACAAGGAGGAAGAGGACGAGGAGGAGGCUUCAAAGGCAACGACGAUCACUCCCGAACUGAUAAUCGUCCGCGUAAUCCAAGAGAGGCUAAAGGAAGAACAGCUGAUGGAUCUCUUCAGAAUGCCUCCAGUGAAGGUAAUCGGCUGCGCCCGGGUAAAGAUCGAAACCAGAAGAAGGACAAGCCCGACAGUGUGGAUGGUCAGCAACCACUAGUGAAUGGAGUACCCUAAACUGCAUAAUUCUGAAGUUAUAUUUCCUAUACCAUUUCCGUAAUUCUUAUUCCAUAUUAGAAAACUUUGUUAGGCCAAAGACAAAUAGUAGGCAAGAUGGCACAGGGCAUGAAAUGAACACAAAUUCUGCUAAGAAGUUAUUUUUUGAUAUUGGCCAUAAGCAACAAUCUCUCAAACUUGCACAAAAUGAUGAAAUUAAAGCAUUGCUUUUAAGUAUACUUAGUACUUCAGGGCAGGAUUUUAAUUAUACUUUUCAAAGUACUGAGCAGUGAUGUCCUUUAUUCAUUUGGACCAUUUUUCCUGCAUUGGGUAAUAACUCAUCAGGAUGUUUUAGUUUUUCUCAAAAAAAAAUAGCAUUUAUAGGAAUCAUACUAGACUUCUGUUUUCAAUCUCAUAUAGAAGUCUCCAUGAAAUGCGUGUCAUUUCAUGUCCUGUGUCAGUUUAUGUUUUGGUCCACUUUUCCAUUAUUUUAGUGGACCCUGAAAUGUGUGUGAUGUGACAUUUGUCAUUUUCAUUAGCAAAAAAAAAAGUUGUAUGAUCUGUGCCUUUUUUAUAUCUUGGCAGGUAGGAAUAUUAUAUUUGGAUGCAGAGUUCAGGGAAGAUAAGUUGGAAACACUAAAUGUUAAAGAUGUAGCAAACCCUGUCGAACAUUAGAACUUUAUAGAAUGCAUGCUCUCCAUAUUUUUUUCCUUACAUAAACAUCAGGUUAGGCAGUAAAGAAUAGGACUUGUUUUUCUGUUUAUGUUUUGUUGCACUGAAGUUUGACAAAUAGUGUUACUGAAAGGGAUGUGAAAUUUUUCUGUAUAGACAGGAGAAGAAAUAACUCUUUUCAUUUGAGAGAGGCUAACAUGUCUUCAGCUAGGAACAAAUCUUCCUGGUUGAAAGUUAGUGGGAUAUGCCUGCUCUUUGGCCUGAUGACCAAUUUUAACUUAGAACCUUUUUUAUUUUGUCCUCCCCAAAUUUUGUGAAGUUUUUCCUAGUUUAAAAUCAAGCUUAUUUUGGGGAGAUAGGAAAGUUGUUUUCAUGUAUACAUAAUAACCCUGUGAAGUACAGGUACUUUGUCUAAGAAACAUUGGAAGCAGGUUAAAUGUUUUGUUAACUUUUAAAUAUAAAGUCUAAUGUAUACGCAGAAUUGAAAAGCAUACUAGGCUCAAUUAACAGUAAUACUUUUUUUGCCCUAUUUUUUAGUUUUGAUGUGAUUUUGAUUUUGGUUUUGAGCUUUUUUUUUCAAUGAAAAAAAAAUUACUGAGGAAAAAUAUGUGAAAGACCUUCACUCCUAAGAUGUUAUAUUUUUCUUAAAAAAUAAGUCCAUGUAGGGGUACCACCGAAUCUGUACAGAGCCGUACAAACUGAAGUUCGGUAUUUUGUGAGUUUGUUUUUUUUUUCAUUUUCAUUUUAGUUACUUUUCCUUGCAUACAAAUAAGCAUAUAAAAAGGCAACAAACUGCACAUGAUUUCACAAAUAUUAAAAAGUCAUUUAAAAAGUAUUGCCAAACAUUAAUGUUGAUUUCUAGUUAUUUAUUCUGGGAAUGUAUAGUAUUUGAAAACAGAAAUUGGUACCUUGCACACAGCAUCAUCUGUAAGCUGUUCGGUUUUAAAAUACUGUAGAUAAUUAACCAAGGUAGAAUGACCUUGUAAUGUAACUGCUCUUGGGCAAUAUUCUCUGUACAUACUAGCGACAACAGAUUGGAUUUUAUGUUGACAUUUGUUUGGUUAUAGUGCAAUAUAUUUUGUAUGCAAGCAGUUUUAAUAAAGUUUGAUCUUCCUCUGCUAAAUUGAUGUUGAUGCAAUCCUUACAAUGAUUGCUUUUUAAAUUUUAAGAUAGGAAAAGAAGAAAUCUCUGAGUUGCAUUCUGUUACAAAAUGUAACUGUUACCAUUGGAAAUUUCACAUAUAGGAAGUUAGCCGUUAAUCUACCAACUUUCAAGAACUUAAUUUUGUUUAAUAAUAAAGUGAAAAAACCAACAAUGUGGUACAAAACUACAGUGUACCAUUACAAUAUGCACUAAGUCUCUUUUUUACAAAGGCUGGAUUCAGCAAGGCGCUAACUUGCUUAAAUGUGAAUUACUAACUUCUAAAACUGUAAUUUGAUUCACAUGUUUUCAAAUGGAGUUGGAGUUGAUUCAUAUUACAAUAUUUGUGUGCAAAUGUGUAUGUUUUUCAGUUCAAAGUCAUGAUGUUUUUAAAAUCUUAUUAAAGUUUCAAAAAUCUGAA